ACGUGCCCUGACGUCAUGUGGAAAUAUGAAACAGCCGUCGUGUGAUUGAACGCACGCCCAAGAAUCCACACUGCACAUGACAUGACACAAAGCCCGUGUUGAAUGCGUGGAGCACGUGCGCGGUUGUCUGGCUGGUAAUAAAUCCGUUGUCAACAGCGGCAGCAUCAUUUACGCGUUGUGGGUGCUGCUGUGUGUGGUUCUCGGCAUCUCCGGAUAGCAUCCCUUCCGCGGUUCGUUGUCCUCCCUUCAGUGCCAUCCUCGUCUUCUCACCGUGAACACGGCAAACAACUCGACCUACCCCCAAGCUCCCAGACUCCACAGAGAGUUUAGAGAGAACACUCACACGGUGUAUAAAUACCUUCAAGAUGGAGUCUGAUGUGGGUCUCUUCCAGGCGUUGUUCUUCACCUCUCUGACGGUGAAUCUGUGCAGCUGGCUGCAUUUUGGUCUCUUCGCUCUGAUGGACAAGCUCGUGGCUCCGGAGACCCACAACAAAGUCACUAAACUACGGCUUGCUCACAAACACAAUGCAGCCUUCAUGAGAAACUUUUACGUUGAUGCGGUUCUCUUCACAAUACUCCCCAUCGCGACCAUAGUACUAACAUUCACCUCGGGUGCCCUGGUGUCGCCCUUCAAAGCCCCUUACCCUCAGGAGCUCCGGGUACUGUUCAGCGUCGUCUGCGGCAUCUUCAUCUUUCUGCUGUUCCGAGUCUGUCUGGUAGCCAAGAACAGCCCCAUCAAAUACAUGAACAUCAUCAUAUAUGUCGUGUCAGUUGCCGCCUCAUCUACCGUGUUGCUGACCGGAGAGGACGCCAGCAUUGGCCUGAUUCUGGCAGUCUCCACUGGCGACAUCCUCCUCCUGAACCUUGGCAAGCUGACGGAGGCCGUUGUCCGGGUGUCUGAUGAACGCUACCAGAAGUUGGUGGUGUUCCUGGCAGCCUACGCCUGCAUGAUCUUCCGUGCCUUCCUGCCUCUGGCCUGCAUCUCCAUCUCGCUGGUCAACGGCAAGCCCUUCAACAUGAGCUACCCGUCCAUCUUCUUCUUCUUCGUUGGUAUCCUGUUCUUCGGCGCCAUCAACACCUGGCAAGUCAACGUGGCGCUCUCCAGACUCUGCCGACGUAAGAGGGAGACGGUGGUGGAGGUGCCUUACCGUCAAUUCGGUGGCAGUGACGGGGAGCCCAAGCCCGAGGACAUCGCCGUGGCUAGUUCCUCCAUCGAGGUACCGCCCUCCUACAACGAAGUCUGCGGAGACAAUUCGUACUUGCCAGCAUUCCUCCCAAGCCCGUCGGACAGGUGUAAUGACACAGCGCCCGCUGUCGGCGCAGGAAGUGAACUUCUCACCCUCGAUGCCAGUGCAUUGUCUGAUAUGGCAGACAUGCGAAACUCAUCAGUAGAACUAACUUCAGAGACUGUUUCUGACACUGCAGCAUUGGUAUAAAGUCAGUUCACUAGUUAAGAUUGAAAAAAAACCUUGAAAUAUCGAAGUAUAAUAUGGUCUUUGGCACUUGCCAAGUCAACACUGUGGUUAAUUAUUUUAAGUUAUUUUAAUUUGCAAUAUAAAGAGCCCUGUUUUACUUAGGCGUCUUAUUGGUUAUCAAUACUCAAUUCCAUAGCGUAUAGCUAAGGGCAGAAAUGAUCACCUAAUGUGCUUACAACACUAACAAAGAAAUUCUGCCCUAACUGGUGCUUACCGCGGUGGAAUAAUUAUACCGUUAAAGCGGAGAGAAUUCUGAUAAUUUGUUUUAAUAGAUGCUUGCUUACGUAAGCAGAGCCAUGACAGUUGGAAGGGAUCAUUUUAUUGCCUUGUUUCAGACAUGAUUUUGAACAUUGUGUGGGCAUGAGAAGCUGCACUGAUUUUUUUUUUUUUGUAUAGCGUCAUUGUAUUAAAAGAACGAAGUCUCACAGGAACUCAUACAGUAUUGAAAUGUAAAUGUUACGUGUUGAUGAGUUGUACUCCUAACUUAUUGUACGUAACUGUAAUAUGUUUUGAAUAUUUUGUGCGAAUCGGCCUUUCCGAUUUCAAAGGGGAAAAAUGACUUUAUCUUGUAAAUAAUUAGUGGUUUUUUUUCCAGGGAAUUUGCAGAACCGUGUCUAUAUACUUUGUACAGGCAAACUGUCACUAUUUAUGUCACAAUCUAGUCGUUGCCCUGUCGGCAAUGAAACUUUCACCUGUCAAUGUUGGUAAUGGUAGUUUUAAUUACUCUAUCAAACGCAACGAUGUAACAGGAUGUAUUUCCACACAAACAAUUGUGGACGAUUUACUUUACUAAUUUAUGUGAAAUAACAACCGUUUGUAACGUAUUUCUUCGCUGGGAACCAGUGCAAUCACUGAUGUAUAUCCGGUCAAAGAAAAAAAACAACUUAACAAUUAUUGCCUGGAUGGAUAUAAAAAAAACAGAAAAAAAUAUUGCAACCUGACGCCACUUUUCUCUUCAUAUAUCAUCUCAAUGAAGGUCAGUCAUUGCAAAAGUGAUGAAUCUGGGACUGAGAAACAUUUCCAAUUUUGUAAGGAAUGAUACUUAGUAAAUGUCUUGUCUCUCCAUAGACUUUGUGCACAACCGCUGAAGUAGCGUCAGGUUGCAACAUUUUUUCCCAAAAAAAUUGACAAUAAUUGCCUGGAUGGAUAUACCCGACUAAGCGCUGCUUGAUAAUUUGUUUUAGAAAUUCUUGAAAUUAUAGUUUUUUGGGUUUUUUUUUAUUUGUAUUUUCAAGAUUGGUAAGAUAUAAAAUGAUCAAUAAAAUGAAGCAGACACGCCCUUCUGGGUCACGUAGAA
This is a messenger RNA of Patiria miniata (bat star), 2772 nucleotides long. RefSeq lists its product as uncharacterized. NCBI's taxonomy places the organism in Eukaryota, Metazoa, Echinodermata, Asteroidea, Valvatida, Asterinidae. The record is from RefSeq and is a predicted model, not a curated record. The coding region runs from base 366 to 1436 and encodes 356 amino acids. The transcript has 2 exons.